Pongo pygmaeus (Bornean orangutan) is the source of this 3354-nucleotide messenger RNA. It is a transcript of the gene PWP2, whose product is annotated as PWP2 small subunit processome component. Bases 191 to 2950 code for a protein of 919 amino acids. The transcript is spliced from 21 exons. Gene Ontology annotation, cellular component: Pwp2p-containing subcomplex of 90S preribosome; small-subunit processome. NCBI's taxonomy places the organism in Eukaryota, Metazoa, Chordata, Mammalia, Primates, Hominidae. Gene Ontology annotation, molecular function: protein binding. Gene Ontology annotation, biological process: ribosomal small subunit assembly; maturation of SSU-rRNA from tricistronic rRNA transcript (SSU-rRNA, 5.8S rRNA, LSU-rRNA). The record is from RefSeq and is a predicted model, not a curated record.
GGCGGCUCCUCCGGCAUCCUGGGCCGCUGAGGACGGUGGUGCGCGGCCCCGUCCCGGGCGCGCGCGCUGUGGGCGGUGCACACCGUCCCUUCCCGGAAGUGCGUACUGUGGGCGGUGCCGCGCGGACCCCCGGGAAGUGUCUCUGUGGGCGGCCGCCGGGUUGAGCUGCGGCACACGUGCGACGGCCGUGAUGAAGUUCGCUUACCGGUUUUCAAAUUUGCUGGGUACGGUGUACCGGCGUGGGAACCUAAAUUUUACCUGCGAUGGAAAUUCAGUUAUCAGUCCCGUGGGCAAUAGAGUCACUGUAUUUGACCUUAAAAACAACAAAUCUGACACGCUGCCCCUGGCCACUCGGUACAACGUCAAGUGCGUGGGGCUGUCCCCGGAUGGCCGCCUUGCUAUCAUCGUCGAUGAAGGGGGCGAUGCGCUGCUGGUCAGCCUGGUCUGCAGGUCUGUGCUGCACCAUUUCCACUUCAAGGGCUCUGUGCACAGCGUGUCCUUCUCCCCUGAUGGCAGGAAGUUUGUUGUCACAAAGGGUAACAUUGCCCAGAUGUAUCAUGCCCCUGGGAAGAAGCGGGAGUUCAACGCCUUCGUUCUGGACAAGACCUAUUUUGGGCCCUACGAUGAGACCACCUGCAUCGACUGGACGGAUGACUCCAGGUGCUUUGUGGUUGGGAGCAAAGACAUGUCCACCUGGGUGUUCGGAGCCGAGCGCUGGGACAACCUCAUCUACUAUGCACUGGGGGGACAUAAGGAUGCCAUUGUGGCCUGCUUCUUUGAAUCCAACAGCCUGGACCUAUACUCGCUCAGCCAGGACGGAGUGCUGUGCAUGUGGCAGUGUGACACACCCCCCGAGGGCUUGCGGCUGAAGCCCCCUGCGGGCUGGAAAGCAGACCUGUUGCAGCGGGAGCAGGAGAAGGAGGAGGAGGAGGAGGGGGACAGAGAGACCACCAUCCGGGGAAAAGCCACUCCGGCCGAGGAGGAGAAGACAGGAAAAGUGAAGUACUCACGGCUGGCCAAGUACUUCUUCAAUAAAGAAGGAGAUUUUAACAACCUGACAGCUGCAGCAUUUCAUAAGAAGUCUCACCUCUUGGUCACUGGCUUUGCUUCUGGAAUCUUCCAUCUUCAUGAGCUGCCAGAGUUUAACCUCAUCCACUCCCUGAGCAUCUCAGAUCAGAGCAUCGCCUCAGUGGCCAUCAAUAGCUCGGGGGACUGGAUUGCUUUUGGCUGUUCAGGCCUGGGCCAGCUGCUGGUGUGGGAGUGGCAGAGUGAGUCCUACGUGCUCAAGCAGCAGGGCCACUUCAACAGCAUGGUGGCCCUGGCCUACUCGCCCGAUGGACAGUACAUCGUGACUGGCGGGGAUGACGGCAAGGUGAAGGUGUGGAACACCCUCAGCGGCUUCUGCUUUGUCACUUUUACGGAGCACUCCAGCGGGGUGACUGGUGUGACCUUUACUGCCACCGGCUACGUUGUGGUGACCUCAUCUAUGGACGGGACCGUGCGAGCCUUUGACCUUCACAGGUACCGAAACUUCCGCACCUUCACCUCUCCACGCCCCACCCAGUUCUCCUGCGUGGCAGUGGAUGCGAGCGGUGAGAUCGUCUCUGCAGGGGCGCAGGACUCCUUUGAGAUUUUCGUGUGGUCCAUGCAGACAGGCAGGCUCCUCGACGUUUUGUCUGGACAUGAAGGGCCCAUCAGUGGUCUGUGUUUUAACCCAAUGAAGUCCAUCCUGGCCAGUGCCUCCUGGGACAAGACAGUGCGCCUGUGGGACAUGUUUGACAGCUGGAGGACCAAGGAGACGCUGGCUCUGACCUCUGAUGCUCUGGCUGUGACUUUUCGCCCUGAUGGUGCGGAGCUGGCUGUGGCCACACUGAACUCACAGAUUACCUUCUGGGACCCCGAGAACGCGGUGCAGACGGGCUCCAUUGAGGGCAGGCAUGACCUGAAGACCGGCAGGAAGGAGCUGGACAAGAUUACAGCCAAGCACGCGGCCAAGGGGAAGGCCUUCACCACCCUGUGCUACUCUGCAGACGGCCAGAGCAUCCUGGCAGGAGGCAUGUCCAAGUUCGUGUGCAUCUACCACGUCCGUGAGCAGAUUCUCAUGAAGAGGUUCGAGAUCUCUUGCAACCUGUCUCUGGAUGCCAUGGAGGAAUUUUUGAACCGAAGAAAAAUGACAGAGUUUGGCAACCUGGCACUAAUUGAUCAGGAUGCUGGGCAGGAGGACGGAGUCACAAUACCACUGCCAGGCGUCAGGAAAGGUGACAUGAGUUCUCGGCACUUCAAACCUGAGAUCAGGGUGACCUCACUCCGCUUCUCUCCCACUGGGCGCUGCUGGGCGGCCACCACCACAGAGGGACUCCUCAUCUUCUCCCUGGACACCCGCGUGCUCUUUGACCCGUUUGAGCUGGACACCAGCAUCACCCCCGGGAGGGUGCGCGAGGCACUGCGCCAGCAGGACUUCACCAGGGCCAUCCUCAUGGCCCUUAGGCUCAACGAGAGCAAACUGGUGCAGGAGGCCCUGGAGGCAGUGCCCAGCGGCGAGAUUGAAGUGGUCACCUCCUCCCUUCCUGAACUGUAUGUGGAGAAAGUGCUGGAGUUCUUAGCUUCCUCCUUUGAAGUGUCUCGCCACCUGGAAUUCUACCUCCUGUGGACUCACAGACUGCUCAUGUUGCAUGGACAGAAGCUGAAGUCCAGAGCCGGGACGCUGCUGCCUGUCAUUCAGUUCCUCCAGAAGAGUAUCCAGCGGCACCUGGACGACCUGUCGAAACUCUGUAGCUGGAACCGCUAUAACAUGCAGUACGCACUAGCAGUUUCCAAGCAGCGGGGCACAAAACGCUCCCUAGACCCACUGGGAAGUGAGGAGGAGGCAGAAGCAUCUGAAGAUGACAGCCUGCACCUGCUUGGAGGAGGAGGCAGAGACUCGGAAGAAGGGAUGCUGGCCGAGAGCUAGCCGGUUGCAGCGUUGGAUUGUGCCGGCUAAGACCUGCCAGGGAGAUGGGACCCUUGUGCCACCUGGGCCAGCAAAGAGGAGGGGUCCAGAGAGCAGCUGAAAUACUGUCCCUAGUGGUAGUGACUUGCUUUUCCUGUGCACACAUGUAGCCCAUUAGGACAGUGAGCCGACGGGUCACGCCAGGGGCCGGCACGCACUGGCACCUGGCCCCAGGAGCGGGGCUGUGUGAAUGGUGAUGAAUGUUGAAAAUGCCUCUCAGAGAGGUAUUCCCAUGAACUUUGUAUGAGACUUAUUUAUAUCUUUAACAUAAAGGUUUGAUAAAGAACUUAUGGAUAAAAAAAGAUGGAGUUUUCUAACACGUGAGGAUGAAGUCUACACUUCAGAUUAAAAAGGGUUAUGUUGUA